AUGCCUGAACCAGCGAAGUCCGCGCCGAAGAAAGGCUCCAAGAAGGCCGUCACCAAGACCGCCGCGAAAGGAGGAAAGAAGCGCAGAAAGUCCAGGAAGGAGAGCUACGCCAUCUACGUGUACAAAGUGCUGAAGCAGGUUCAUCCUGACACCGGGAUCUCUUCGAAGGCGAUGGGCAUCAUGAACUCUUUCGUCAACGAUAUCUUCGAGCGCAUCGCCGGUGAGUCGUCUCGUCUCGCUCACUACAACAAGCGCUCCACCAUCACUUCCCGAGAGAUCCAGACCGCCGUGCGUCUGCUGCUGCCCGGGGAGCUGGCCAAACACGCCGUGUCCGAGGGCACCAAGGCCGUCACCAAGUACACCAGCUCCAAGUAG
Carassius auratus (goldfish) is the source of this 375-nucleotide messenger RNA. Its product is annotated as histone H2B. Bases 1 to 375 code for a protein of 124 amino acids. The record is from RefSeq and is a predicted model, not a curated record. Lineage: Eukaryota; Metazoa; Chordata; Actinopteri; Cypriniformes; Cyprinidae. Gene Ontology annotation, molecular function: DNA binding; protein heterodimerization activity; structural constituent of chromatin. Gene Ontology annotation, cellular component: nucleosome. The transcript has a single exon.